CCGUUACCCAUGCCCAAAAAUCAGCUGCCUGCCCUGGAUACUGACUGAGCGUCACCGAAUAGCUUCACCCAAAUUACAUCUCCGACGGCUUCAGGUCCUUGGUUCAAGAUCCACACUUCUACGGGCCUCACCAUCUCGGUCUGCUCACCUUGAGUCUCACGAGCUCGGAUGAGGCCGUCAAGCCCGUCAUGGCUUCAUCGGCGUCGCUAAAGGACCUCUCCAAGGCGAUCGUCGCCUUCCUCGCUGAGCCAACGGCUUCGCUGCCCGACGACUUAGAAAAGAUCAUUGAUGCAUACCUCCGUCGACACCAGAAAUAUGACGACGCUACGGCAGAUCGCCUCCAGGAAGAGCUCCUGUCCAUUUUUGACAAGCACGUCAAAGACAAACCUUCAGCCUUCGCGCCCUUUCUGAACAUCCUUCGUCAACUACUUUCGAUACUUCGAACUCCUGAGCGGAUAUUUGCAUGGUGGGACUCGUGCUCUGCGCUUCUAGCCAAGUCCUCUCCCGAGAAAGGCGUUGUGGAAGCGUCACUGGCGAAUAUCAUGGAAAUCAUAUCAAUUGCGGAAGAGGAUCAUGACGGUUCUGAUUCUGACCUUUCCUCCAACCCACUCAUUGACCGCCUGUUCACAGGAUGGAUGGAGAAGCUUUACCCGUCUGUCACCGAAGCGCUAUCAAGCCUUGAGCCAAAUGAGAGAAUCACGCGGGAGGCUCUUGUGCAGUUCGGAAAGAAGCAUCCCAAGGAGCUUUUUACUGCGCUUGAUCGCUAUUUUGUGAAGAAACAGUAUCGCAAGGCUGUCCUGCGCUUCCUGGGCGACUAUCUUCAAAGUCAACCUCCUCAUGUUCACCAGAUUCUACAAACGCCACUAUUUGCUGAUAUUUUAAAAUGCCUACAACAGGAUAGCUCAACGACCAUAGUGUCAGCCGCGCUGACAGUUGUCAUCAUGUUACUUCCACAGAUGCCAAGCUCACUGGUUCCGCAUCUACCCACGCUGUUCAACAUCUAUGCAAGGCUAUUAUUCUGGUCACGAGAACGGGCCGGCGUAGUUGAGCCUCAGCCAGAGGAUACAGAUUCAUCCAAUUGGGAACAAUGCAGUCAUGAGGCAGACGUCGAUGAUCACCCUGUCUAUCACCUCCUGAACUACUAUACCAUUCUUUAUGGUCUCUAUCCCAUCAACUUCAUGGACUAUAUUCGCAAGCCUCAGAGAUAUCUACGUCACGCCAAUGUUGCAAAUGCCAACGAUAUGGAAGUUCAGCCUACCGAGAUUCGAGACCAAUCAGAAAGGUUCCGCCAAUGCCAUUUACUUCACCCAAACUUCUUCACCCUCACGAUUGAUUCGGAAAAGACGGAUUUUGGUCGCUGGAUCAAGAGCGAGGCCUCGGAGGUUGUUGCUGAGUGCAUGGCUUUAUGUCUCGCGAACGAUUCCAACCUGUCUUUCGGACAGCCUUUGUCUGUAUCUGAAGCGUCUCCAUCUAACGAAGGAUUUGUCAAAGAAAAUCACCCUUCUGUUCCAAUGACGACGGCUGAAUCCCACAGCGGCUAUCGUUUGCCUACAUCCGCCAGUACGGACUCGUUAGCGAGUAGUCGUCGGCCAUCAGCUCUAAUUCGACGGGGUUCCCAAUCAAGCAUCCCAUCAACUCGAGAUUCUAUUGAUGCCAGGAUAAGAGAACCAAACGCCGACAGUCCGACCCUUGGUCCUCAUCUCAUCCAAUCUUCCUCCCAUACACAACUACAGGACAUGAUCCAAUCUAACAAGGUCAUCAAGUCCGGUUUGCAUCAGUCUUUGGCCAACGAUAGCGUGCCAUCACUAUCACUCAGCAAUCAAGAUUCUGUGGCUGAUCGGCCCGGCCCAUCGCUACUGGGCGCUCCGCCAACUAUCAGCACGCCCCUUUCCUUGACUGAGACGAAUACACAAGUGGCUCAUCUGCAGCGCCAGAUCCUGCUUUUGCAGAAUGACCUAAACUUUGAGAGAUAUUUGAAACAACAACAUAUGGCCCAUAUUGGUGACUUGCGCAGACGACAUAUGGAGGAAGCUGUGACAGAGGCAGAAACACAGAAUCUACUCAUCACAAACCGAAACUUGAAGCACCGGUUCGAGGAAGCGAAGAAAGCGGAGAUGCAAGUUCGGAGGGAUUCUGAGAAGAGUCGUGCCCUUGCGAAGAAGUGGGAAGCUGACCUUUCCACCAAGCUUAAGAAGCUGCGUGACGAAUCAAAGCGACUCAAGGCUGACUAUGAAGCGCUCCAGAAGGAGCUAGAUAACUCCACGGCGGAGCGUGACAAGUUGAGGGUACUACUGUGCGAGGCCGAAGUCAAGGAGGUCAACUGGAAGCAGAAUAUGCAGUCCAUUGAAAUUCACAGCGCUGAAAUCGACCGGUUGAAAAGUGAAGUCGAUAGAUUGACAAAGGUUGAACGUGAUUUCCAGGCCAAGGAACUCGAGCAACAAGGGGCAAUCGCUGCCGCUGCAGGAGCAGAGAGCAAAGUUGAGGCUCUGAAUCUUCAACUCGCCAGUCGAGAGGAUGAAAUCGAGCGUACUAGGAAACUGUUCCAGAACCAAAUUGCAACUCUACAAGCGAAGUUAUCCGAGGCGCAGGAGGAAAGAAGUCUACCUUCUCGGGAUAGCAAAGCAGCAAUUCAGGCAAUGCUCGCAGCGAGUCGAGAGAAGCAAGCUGAACUACAGAAGCAGUGCGACCUGCUGAUGCGCAAAUACACCGCCCUGCAGUCAUCGUUCCUGGAUAUGAAGACGGAAACGAAGCCAAGACAGCUCAGGAUCGAGACCUCACUAGAUGGAGAGCAUGAUUCAUCAUCCAUGUCAACGAGCCCCGUCAUGAUGAAAACGCGGCCACAGCGUGUGCUCUCAAGCCCUGACAUCACAGAGGGCACUGCAUACAAUGUCACGCCACCUCUCGGGCACAAACCUGAAGCUGCCUUAUCACCGAAGUCAGGGGGUUGGGCACAUCCACCAGGGUCACCAUUGGGAACAGAUGCAUCAUCUCUAUCCAUGAGCCCAGAUCACCAGCGAUUCGGACGAAGUGAUGGGGGACGAUUACUUGCCAGGAGUCACUCGGACUUAUUUGCCAGCGCAACACACAAUCGACUCCGUAAAGAUUCGAAAGACAAGGGUAAAGAGGAGGCAGGCGCGAAAAAAGACAAGAAACCAUCGGCGUUGAGGGGAAUUCGGGGGUUCAUGUAUGAAUGAGAAGAUGAUUGCGACAAGGUGAGCAAUGGCGAUAGUGGAUAUAUAGGCCGGUUUUGACAUAUUUGCGUACAUAUGGCAGUCAUUCUUGAAUAAAUCAUUAGGCUCGUCGCCAUCCACUUCA
Fusarium oxysporum Fo47 is the source of this 3315-nucleotide messenger RNA. Its product is annotated as Hamartin protein-domain-containing protein. Bases 189 to 3194 code for a protein of 1001 amino acids. The transcript is spliced from 3 exons. The record is from RefSeq and is a predicted model, not a curated record. Gene Ontology annotation, biological process: negative regulation of TOR signaling; regulation of cell cycle. Gene Ontology annotation, cellular component: TSC1-TSC2 complex. NCBI's taxonomy places the organism in Eukaryota, Fungi, Ascomycota, Sordariomycetes, Hypocreales, Nectriaceae.